UCAAGUUUUGAUUUUUCGCCUAUUCACGCCGUUGAGUGUAUAAACAAUUUUUAUCUGUAUUAAUAUUGCAGUAUUUAUAUUUACAAUAAAGUGGAGACAUGAGUUCCAUAGGCACAGGAUAUGACUUGUCUGCUUCUCAAUUUUCACCGGACGGACGUGUGUUUCAAGUAGAAUAUGCACAAAAAGCCGUCGAGAACGGAGGAACAGUCAUAGGAUUAAGAGGAAAGGAUGGCAUUGUAUUUGCCGUAGAAAAGAUAGUUACUUCGAAGCUCUAUGAAUUUGGUACAAAUAAAAGAAUAUUUAACGUAGACCAACAUGUUGGUAUGGCAGUUUCUGGUUUGAUCUCCGAUGCCAGACAAAUUGUACAGAUUGCUAGAUCCGAAGCUGCUAGCUAUAAGAACCAAUAUGGAAUUGGAAUACCACUGAGAUACUUAAACGACAAAGUUUCUAUGUACAUGCAUGCUUAUACUUUAUAUUCGUCAGUUAGGCCUUAUGGCUGUUCUGUAAUUCUUGGUGCAUAUGAACACCAUGGUCCAAGUAUGUAUAUGAUUGACCCAUCUGGAGUUUCAUAUGGAUAUUAUGGAUGUGCUGUUGGUAAAGCAAAACAAUCAGCAAAAACGGAAAUUGAAAAGUUGAAAUUAUCAGAGAUGACGUGUCAAGAUUUAGUGAAAGAAGCAGCGCGUAUAAUCUAUCUUGUUCACGAUGAAUUAAAAGAUAAGCAGUUCGAACUUGAAAUGAGCUGGGUUGGUAAACACACAAAUGGAAAACACGAACGCAUACCGGCAAGUAUAAAAGCUGACGCCGAGGCGAAAGCGAAACAAGCAAUGGCAGAAGAUUCAGACAGUGACACAGAAGAUAUGUAAAUUGACUCGAUAGUCUUAAAGAUAUCUUUUAUAUUGUAAGUUAUAAUUUAAAUACAUAAAAAUUGCUACUACAAAAGCAUUGUCAAAAUGAUCCAGUCAAAUAAAGAUUAAUAUCUGUUGUUUAUAAAAA
Molecule: messenger RNA, 993 nt
Organism: Eufriesea mexicana
Lineage: Eukaryota; Metazoa; Arthropoda; Insecta; Hymenoptera; Apidae
Gene: Prosalpha7
Product: proteasome alpha7 subunit
Exons: 4
Coding region: 99-863 (254 amino acids)
Biological process (GO): ubiquitin-dependent protein catabolic process
Cellular component (GO): proteasome core complex; proteasome core complex, alpha-subunit complex
Source: RefSeq, a predicted model, not a curated record